Penaeus indicus is the source of this 588-nucleotide messenger RNA. Its product is annotated as cuticle protein AMP4-like. The record is from RefSeq and is a predicted model, not a curated record. The coding region runs from base 39 to 443 and encodes 134 amino acids. NCBI's taxonomy places the organism in Eukaryota, Metazoa, Arthropoda, Malacostraca, Decapoda, Penaeidae. The transcript is spliced from 3 exons.
UCUCUCUUGCCUCUUCACUCACACACACUCUCGACAUCAUGAAGCUCGCCAUCCUCCUCGCCCUCACGGCCGUGGCCCUCGCAGACAAGCUGCCCGGCGCCGCCCCCCCCGUCAUCGCCAUCCUCAGGAGCAGCCAAGUCAACCCCGACGAGCUCGGCGCCCACAGCUCCGACUUCGAGGCCGAGAACGGCAUCGUGUUCCAGUUCUCGGGCUCCGAGGGUGCCGCUGGCGGAGCCAACAUGGUCGGAUCUUUCAGCUACCCCCAGGAGGACGGCUCUCUGGCCGAAGUCAAGUUCGUGGCUAACGAGAACGGCUACCAGCCCGAGUCGUCGCUCCUGCCCGUGGCCCCCGCCUUCCCCCACCCCAUCCCCCAGUUCGUCCUCGACCAGAUCGAGUUCGCCCGCCUCGAGGACGAGCGCAAGGCCCGCGAGGAGAAGAACUAAGCCCAGCGAGUGAGGAGCAGUGCUGCAACUGCGCGAGAAAGGACGGAAAUCUCAUCGACAUAUUUAUUUAUGAAAUGUAAAGGGAUAUCAGUCAUAUCCCUUGUGCGCAUUUGUUAAAUAAGUGUAAAUAAAUGUUCAUUAUAAA